This is a messenger RNA of Colletotrichum scovillei, 1542 nucleotides long. RefSeq lists its product as uncharacterized. Gene Ontology annotation, biological process: retrograde vesicle-mediated transport, Golgi to endoplasmic reticulum. The coding region runs from base 192 to 1433 and encodes 413 amino acids. NCBI's taxonomy places the organism in Eukaryota, Fungi, Ascomycota, Sordariomycetes, Glomerellales, Glomerellaceae. Gene Ontology annotation, cellular component: SNARE complex; endoplasmic reticulum. The record is from RefSeq and is a predicted model, not a curated record. Gene Ontology annotation, molecular function: SNAP receptor activity. The transcript is spliced from 2 exons.
GCCAGCUUUACGCCCCUACCUUACCUUGCCUCAGCGCACCUUGACUUACAACACCGCCUCCCCCCUUUUCGAGAACCUUUCCCUUGCGAUUUUCUACAAAGAGAAGCGACUGGGGAGUAACGUACACACAUCGAAUCAGACGAUCCAAAUCGCAAAGGGCAAGGAAGUGGGAAAAGAAGAAGCAAGAAGCCAUGUCCUUCGAAGGUCUGCAGGAGCGCCUAACGGCCCUGCAAGAGACCACGACUCAGCUCAAAGACCUCAUCGACCGACUCCAGAACCUCAAAUUCCAGCCGGGAUCGGUCCCGCUCGGCAGCGGCGCAGCAGCAGACGAAGAAAAUAGCGCCAGCGCGGAGCUGAGCUCGGAAAUCAGCCAGAUUCUCCGCGAAGAGGAGGACGAGCUGGAGCUUCUCGGGGAGGAGGUGGAGGAUCUCAGGGACGGCAGGCCGGGGAGCGAGGUGGAGCACACAAAGACCCGUCUCAAGGAUGGCAUGGAGAGGUUGAAGCAGGAGAUCAAGAGUUCACGAAUCACCUUCCGCAAGGCGCAACUUGCAGCCCGGCGCAACCUCUCUCAGGCUCAGCGCCUCGAGCGCGAACUUCUCAUCCAAUCCUACUCGCAGCCCGUCUCCGAAGCGUCCUCGCCAUCUCUCAGCGCGCAACAGAAGCCCGACGUCGUCCGCCACCGCCAUGUCCACCAGACGGCGAACCACAACACGAGCUCCCUGACAGAAGAGGACAAACAGACGGUCGGCGCCAGCGGCAACGUCACCAGCGCGCUGCGGCGCACGCACGACCUCAUCGCGGCGGAGCUGGCCCGCAGCGAGUUCGCGCACCAGACGCUGACCGAGUCCUCGGCGGCGCUGGCGCAGCUCGACGACUCGUACGGCUCGCUCGACACCAUGCUGGCGAGCUCCAAGGACCUUCUGGGUACGCUGCUCCGGUCGAACAAGAGCGAUACGUGGUACCUGCAGACGGCGCUCUACAUGCUCAUGGCGACGGGCGCGUGGCUUCUGUUCCGGAGGUUGCUGUACGGGCCCAUGUGGUGGCUGGUCUGGCUGCCGUUGCGUCUGGUGUAUAACCUCACCGUUGGCGGCGGCGGAGCGGUGGUCAAGUACGCCGGGUCCGGAAGCCCCUCCGAGGCCGUGGUCGUCAACGAGGGCAAGAUUGACGUCGAGGGUUUGCCGGAUGAGUCGCUGCCUACUAUUGAAGUCGGACGGGAGCCGCAGCGAUCGGCGGUCGGUGGAGAUCCCGAGUCGUUGGUUGAGAAGGUGGGUAAGAUUGUGGAGGAGAUGCCGGCAGAGAUCGGCGAGGAGACGAUGGUGGACGAAGGCGAGCCGCUAGAGGGUGAGGCCGUGGUUGACCAGGUGCCCGGUGAUGAGCUGAAGCAAGGGGCGCAAGAAGCGCAAGAAGAGAUUAGGCAGCGAGACGAGCUCUGAGUAAGGUAGUCAGGCGACCAAACGCCGAGGGACUGCUCUUACGAAACGGCUAAGCGGUCUCGGUAAAAGAAGAAAUAUCAUCACAUGAACAAUGAUUUUGAUCUCCGGC